GACGACUCUCGCGCCUCCUCUGGAUAUCGACGCGCCUCGGUGCGACGUCCAGGGCAACAGCAGCGAGCGUUCUCCGCUGCGCGGUCGGCAACAGCAGCGUUCUCGCUGCACGACUGACGGCGCCCGGAUCCGGUGACCCGGGGCCAGCGAAGGCGCGCAGCGUGACCCGAGAGCCGCAAGGCGCGCGCAGCCGCGAAGGCGCGCAGCGUGGCCCGAGAGAGCCAGCGACGCGCACGCCAGCGACCAAUAAUAAAAAUGGCCUCGCCCGCCGCGCUCAACGCGCUCCUCGACAAGACGAGCGACUGGGACAAGGAUGAGCGCUACAUGGCGACGAACGACUUGAUCCAGGAGCUCCAGAAGGACGCGCAGCUCGACGCGGCCAUGGAGCGGAGGGUCUGCGCGGCGGUGCUGCGGCAGCUGGACGACAAGAGCACGGACGUCCAGUCCAUUGCGGUGAAGUGUUUAGGGGUAUUACUCAAAAAAGUGCGGGAAGCUCAAGUCGGCGAGAUCUCGGACAAGCUCUGCUCGUUGAUCUUGGACGGCACGGACGAGCUGAGGGACGUAUAUAGUAUCGGCCUCAAAACCUUAUUGAGGGACGUGCCGCGCGCGUCGGGCGAGGCCGUCGCCGGCAGACUGGCGGCGCGGCUCGUCGGCGGCGUCCGCGACGACGCCAAGGCCGAGAGUAGGGUCGAGGCCCUCGAGAACCUGACGGACUUGCUCAAGCGCUUCGGGGCCGCCGUCGCCAAGGACCACGGCGCGGUGUUGGAUGCGGCGUUGCAGCGCCUGGACGACCCGAAAAAUGUGGUAAGGAAGCGCGCGGCGCACUGCCUCGCGGCGCUGGCCCUGACGUGCUCGGAGCCGCACCUCGAGAAGCUCACGACGACCUUGUUACGAAGGGUCGACGCGGCGGGCCGCGACGCUUCCAAGGCGCGGACGCCCGUCGCGGCGAUUGGGACCGUGGCGCGCGGCGUCGGCCAGCGGCUAGGUACACACUUAGAUAGGUUGGUGCCGGCGCUCGUCGCGCCUUUAGGUGACGCGGACGACGCCGAGUCCAAUGAUCCGGAGAGAAAUGAACUCAGGGAGACGUGCCUCCACGGCCUCGAGGAGCUCGUGAGGCGGUGCCCGGCCGAGGCCGAGGCGCACGUCGACGCUUUGUUAGAGACGGCUUUGGCCUUCGCGGCUUUUGAUCCGAACUACUCGUAUGGCGACGAGGACGAAGAAAUGGACGCCGAUGAUGAGGAAGAGGACGAGGAGUACGAGGACGAUUAUGGCGACGAGGACGACGACGACGACACGUCCUGGAAGGUGAGAAGGGCGGCGGUGCGCGUUUGUGGGGCCGUUGCGGAAGCCAAACCGAGGUCGUCGCUGGUUGAUCUAGCCACGGCGUUGGUGGGGCGGUUUAAAGAGCGCGAGGAGAACGUGCGCGUCGACGUCGUCGAGACGCUUACCAAAUUAGUGAAGACGAUGGCGCAGACGGACGCCCUCGCUGCAUUGGCUCCGCAGGCCUGCCGCGCGUGCAAGAAGCCCAUCUCGGGCAAGGUGGGGGACAACCUCAAAACAAAAUCGGCCUGCUUCGGCUUGCUGCGGGAGUUGUGCGUGAGCGCGCCGCCGGGUGCCUUGGGCGAGGAAGAUGUGCGGCUCGUGGCCGAGGCUUCGGGGCGGGGCCUGGCCGAGAAGUCGCAGUCCCUGAAGUUGGAAGGCGCUAAACUCUUGAGGAGCGCCCUGGCUCGCGGCGAGGAGGCGAAGUGUAUCGUCGACGACGCGGUGCCGAGGGCGAUCGACGCCGUCAAGGCCGAGUGGUACAAGUUGAUUGAAGAGGGGUUGCGACUAUGUGUGGCCGUGGCGGAGUUGGUGAGGCCCAUCGACGCGGACAUGGCCGAGGGCGAAGGCAUGGACGUGGCGUCGAAAUUACUGGAGGCGGCGCGGCCUCGACUCGUCGCCGGCGCCGUCGACCUGGAAAUAAGAGAGCGGGCCAUCGAGUGCGUGGGGGACGUGACGGCGCGGUUCGCGGACGUCAUGGACUCGGAAUUGCUCAAGGGCGCCGUUUCUGAUUUGGUCGAGCAGCUCGACCGCGAGGCGACGCGCUGUUCCGCAUUGCGGGCGCUCGCGGUUAUUGCGAACUCGCCCCGAUCUUCAGCAACGGCUACCCUAGUCCUCGAGAAGGGCGGCCUCGGUACGCUCUCAUCUUUCUUGGAACACCACGCGCGCCCGCUGCAGCAGGCGACUUUGGAAGCUCUCGGGGCUUUGUUACGCACCCUGCCUCCGAAAUCGAAACUAAAAGCCGGCGACGUCGCGUGUACCUUGACGAAUGCGUCAACCUUGGCCAAGGACUCGGAUUUGCACCUGGCCCAUUUAGCCACCAAAAGCAUCGCGGCGGCCGUAUCUCAAUGUACGUUGGACAAAAAAGCGAAAACAGCGUGCGAGAACGACGUCCUGCCGGCGGCGUUGACCUUAGCGGCGUCUCCACUCUUGCAAGGCGCACCUUUGGACGGUUUGGCGGACGUCUUCGAGGCCAUUGCUCUGAAGGGCGGCGGCGGCGCCCUGGGCUUCGACGCGUUGUUAAGCGCGUUACCGGACGCCGCGCGCGUCGCCAAGGAGGAGGAUCCGGUCCGCGGCUCGCGGCAGGCGCGGAAAAAUGUGGCCGUGGUGAUCGCGCGGUUGUGCGCCGCGGCGGACGCUUCCACGUUAAAGAAGGCCGUGGCCAACUUAGUGAACCAAGUAGGCGACGAGAACAAGCUCCUGGCCGUCACCGCUCUCGGGGAACUGGGCAGGAGGUGCGACUUGUCGAAGCUCGGCGCCAUCAGCACGCUGACGGCUUGUUUAGGCGCGGGCGACGUCGGCGACGCCGACGAAGCGAAGACCGCCGCCGCCGCGGCUUUAGGAAGUUGUGUGGCGGGCGCGCCGCACGAGCUUGAUGGUUUAUUAGAUGCUUUGGACGAGGACCCCUGCCCGCGCGAGUACCUCUUACUGAUCGCGUUGAGAGAAGUCGUGGCCCACGCGCCGUCGGAUCGGAUUAAAAGUGUCGCGCUGCGUCUGGUCCAGCGCCUGUUGACAGCGGUGCAGGGCAACCAGGAGGCGGUGGCCGACUCGGCGGCCGAGUGCGCCGGGGCGCUUGCCGCGAUUGCGCCGGAGGCCGUGGCCCAGCACUUCUUGGACCCUCUCCUAAAUGCGUCGGACGUCAAGCACAAGGCGUCGGCGGCGGCCUGCGCCAAGGCGGCGACGUCGGCGAAAUUGGCUACUGAUGCGUCCGUCGCCGCGGCUUUGGUCGAUCGGUUGGAACCGCUGCUGAAAUUACUAGAUGAUGAGGAUCUGGACUGCAAGAAGAAGUCGCUUGGGUUAGUACAUGCGGCGGCGCACAACCGCUUAUCUCUCCUCGAGGCGCACUCGGGAUUUGUCGAAUCGAGACUCGCCACUUUAGCGGCGCUGAAGAUCGAGCACGUCGUGGACCUGGGCCCCUUCAAGCACAAGGUCGAUGACGGUUUGCCUUUGCGGAAGGCGGCGCUGGCCGCUUUGGCCACGCUCGUCGACCGGAAAGCGAUCCAGGACACGGCGGGGUGCGUCGACGUCGUGGCCGGCGCGCUCGCGGACAAGAACGCCGACGUCCAGGCCCAGGCGCACCAGCUCCUCGUGAAGCUCUGCGCGCUCGACGCUGCUUCCGUGUUGGCCAAGGCCGACGCGAUCUGCGAGCCCCUCGACAAGGCCGUCCACAAGAAGAUCAAGGAGGGCACGGCCAAGGACGACCGCGCCUGGGAUUUGGUAAGGAGCGCGCUGCGCGCGGUGCUCGCCGUGAAGGAGCUCCCGGGCGGCUGCCCGCGCGCCGACGCGCUCCUCGAGAAGGCGCGCGCCAAGGACAAGCUCGCGGCCGAGCUUGCGGCCUUGGCGAAGUAGACGACGUAUCAUCUGUGCCCCCCUUCCCCCUGCGUCCGCGUAAGGACGUCACAUU
Messenger RNA from Pelagomonas calceolata, 3943 nucleotides. Lineage: Eukaryota; Pelagophyceae; Pelagomonadales; Pelagomonadaceae. The record is from the annotation of a GenBank genome assembly.